AUUGGAUAUUGAAACGAAAAUUUUUAAAUACUCAAGGUCGCCUUUCCUAUGAUCCCCCAUUAUAACCAACAACUUAUGGCUCAACAUCCUAACUCUGGGAGGGCUAUUAUCUCUGGUCCCCGUCCAUCUGGGCCUGGUAUUCUGCCAUCUAUAGUUAGUCAGGAUGGUAAUCAGGUUAAUCAGCUUGCGAGCAGACGAAUGUUGCCAGCUGAUCCGCGCCUGCAUCAGAUUAUCGGACGUGCGGCUACCGCGAAGCGGAAACGUCGUUUGGCUGAUCGCCUUCUUACAAAGACAGUACGAGAAAUCAUUCCGGAGUCUGAGUCAUAUAUGGAGCUUUUAGAAGUUGAAAAGAAAUUGGAUUUUGUUUUGAUGCGCAAACGUUUAACACUACAGGAAGCAAUGAAAAAGCCUUUCAAGGUGAAGCGCAAAUUAAGAGUCAUGCUCAGCAGCACUUUUAAGCCUGGCUCUACUGUUAUGCCUGUUGGAUCAGAUGCACAAACUACACCUGGUGAUUGUGCACCUGGUUGGGAGCUGAAAGUCGAAGGACAGUUGUUAGAUAAACCUGGUCAACCAAGUAAUAAUGACCCGAAAUGUCGUAGAAAAUUUUCAUCUUUUUUUAAAUCACUUGUAAUCGAAUUGGAUCGUGAACUUUAUGGUCCUGAUAAUCAUCUAGUUGAGUGGCACAGGACAGCUACAACGGCUGAAACUGAUGGAUUUCAGGUAAAACGUAGAGGCGAUAGUAAUGUUCGGUGUACAGUAUUGUUAAUGUUAGACCAUCAACCUCCACAAUACAAGUUAGACUCACGUUUAGCAAGAAUAUUGGCCCUGCAUACUGGUACGCGUUCACAAAUAUUCUAUGCUUUAUGGAACUAUAUAAAAACACAUAGAUUACAAGAUCCCAAUGAAAAGGAUUUCAUCAAUUGCGAUUCAUACUUAGAACAAGUGUUUGGCUGUCCUCGUAUGAGAUUCGCUGACAUACCUAGUCGUUUGGCUCCUUUACAGCAACCGCCUGAUCCUAUAGUGAUUAAUCAUAUUAUCACAGUUGAAGGUGAUGGUAGUCCGAAAACAGCAUGCUAUGAUAUUGAGGUUGAAGUGGACGAUGCAUACAAAAGUAUGGUACAUACUUAUCUAAGUAAUAUGCAUACAAGUCAAGAGCUAUCUGCAAUAGAUAAUAAAAUACACGAAUUAGUUGAACAGAUCAAUCAAAUGAAAGUACAUCGCGAAUUUUACUUGGAAUUCAGCCGUGAUCCACAGACCUUUAUAUCGCGCUGGUUAGCUAGUCAGUGUCGUGACUUUUGGGUGAUGACCGAUGCUACGCCGGGACAUCCGGAAGAAGAGCGUCAUGCUGAAUUCUACAACGCUCACUGGACACAAGAAGCAGUAAUGCGCUACUUUUACAACAGGCAUCAGUUUGUAUGGGUCCUUCUUCUUGAAACAAUAAAUAUGGAGAAUAUUGAAGCCUUUGAUAUUCCAAUUUAUUCUCACAAUUGGAUAAUAGGAUACGGAAUUCCCGUCUGAACUUAGGACAGCAAACUCAAACUUCAUGUAUCUACAAAAGCCAACUUGGUAGUUCGUUUAUGCCUUUCCGAUGAUGUUUUCAUUCCCAUACAAAACGAGUAUUCGUUGAGAUAAGGCUUAACUGCCGCUUUUGUUUCACAGAUUUCCCAAAGACGACAGGACUUGGAACACGCACUGGGUCUUAACAACAAUUGAUGCUAAGGAUUAGCUGUAUUCUUGUGCAUUUUAAACCAAUAUCAAAAGAAAUGUGACCACUAGUUACUGACUUCCAAUAUAUAUUCCGUUAUUUGUUGUAUAUGUUUCUGUACUAAUAUAUUUUAAAGCCUAUAAUAUCUGUUAUACUGUCAAGUGAUAAGGACUUAUCCUUCUUGGGAUAAUUUAUAUAUUUCCUGUAAUUCAGAAGUCUU
Molecule: messenger RNA, 1925 nt
Organism: Schistosoma bovis
Lineage: Eukaryota; Metazoa; Platyhelminthes; Trematoda; Strigeidida; Schistosomatidae
Source: the annotation of a GenBank genome assembly